UGUAGCCGGAUUCAAGCCCUGUGGCGUUGUUAUCGCGCCAGGACUAGCUGAUCAAAUAUUGUAGGAAUUCCAGUGUGAACGAUGGUGCAUAUGAACAAAUCUACCGCAUGUAUUAGAUGGACAGCGUUUGCUUUAGAUGUGCUUAUAUCGAUUGGCGGUUCAGUGAUGCUUGGUAUUUCAAUUUGGGUUUAUACGCAAGAUAACGAAUAUAAACACAUCUCCAAAAACACAACUGCGUCGGCGUGUUUUAUUGCAUUGUCAGUUCUUGUGUUCAUCAUUGGUUUUCUCGGCACUUGCGCUAUUCUUCUUCUAAAGUCGGGUUUGCUGAAGUUUUAUUUUACUAUGAUAACAAUCUUACUUCUUAUCGAACUGGCUGGUGCAAUCUACCUCUACUUACAGCAGGAUAAGAUUCAGGGUUUUAUUCAUAAAAACUGGAACGAGACUGAAGACAAAACAAGAAUCUUGAUACAAGAAAAGCUCAAAUGUUGUAGUAUGAAGCCAGUCAUAACAACCCAUGCCUCGUCAAACGACCCAUCGUGUUUCGAAACUGUGGAUGGAGACCAAGUCAGACUAAAAGACUGCUAUAGUGAACUGAUAGACUGGCUGAAAAGGAAUGUUGUUGUACUUGCUACGUGUGCUGUUGUCCUUGCUUCUAUUCAGAUGUUUCUACUUGCAAGUUCAUGUCGUCUGUUAGCGUCCAUUGAGUCUGGUGACCGCAUGAUAAAACAGGUCAAAGUCCGACCAAUGGACGAACAACCUCACAAACCAAGAACUAAUAAAACUUUCAAUCGCGGAAAUGUGGACGAACCAGAAGCAUUUACCUAUGAAAAGAGCUCACUUGAAGAAAAAUUAGAAAGGCGACAAUGGGCCAGAAUUGGAGAUAGUUACAAUAAAAGAAAAACCCUAGCGACGAGAGCUGCAAAAACACGAAGAUGAUGUGGAGACAGCAGAUCUGAAGGACAGACAUCGAACAUGCAAGAUCCAGUUCCAUUGUUCUCUGAACAUUUGUAUAUCAUUUCACACAAGAAUGGUUGGGAUUUGUUCACCACUAAAGAUUCAAACUAUUUUUUAGGGUUUUUCCUUUCCACCUCGCCUCCCACUUCACUUGUCUUCGCUCCUCGACCCACCAAGGUGGAGGCCAACGAAUGAUUGUACAUGUAAACAUGCAUGGUAAUGGUUUUGCAUGGAUACUCGUGUAUUGAGAACUAAGCGGCUUUGUGCAUGGCAGGGGGUUGCAGGGUGGACAUGGUUCAUGUUUGCAGAACAAAACCCUGCUGUCCAUGUAUUAUGUCUGGGAUUUUAAAGUUGCGCACAAUCCGUGAAGCACGUAGCACUAAUUACUGGUGUUGAUAAAACAAUACCAAACAAAUUAGCAAACUAACGCUAUAUUAAGUACCGCUUCAUCAUCGAAACUGGACGGUCUGGAGAUUUUAGCUUAUUAGAGGACGCUAUCGCACAUAAAAAGACUAGACCGACCCUUUCCCCGUUCAUGGUCUCUGGUUGAAAUACGUUGUGUUGUGAGUAACGGUUCGGUCUCAAACUGCACGCCACACAUACUCAAUUUUAGUUAUGUUGCUUUCUCGCCGAGUUGCUUGUUUUGAGUAUAUCAAGAGUGACCGUAUUAUCUAAUAAAUUAAACUAUAGUUUUAUUGAUUA
Messenger RNA from Exaiptasia diaphana, 1656 nucleotides. RefSeq names its product tetraspanin-8. The record is from RefSeq and is a predicted model, not a curated record. NCBI's taxonomy places the organism in Eukaryota, Metazoa, Cnidaria, Anthozoa, Actiniaria, Aiptasiidae. Gene Ontology annotation, cellular component: membrane. Bases 82 to 936 code for a protein of 284 amino acids. The transcript has 8 exons.